GAAGACAAAUCUGUAAUGACACAGUUUGACCAGCAGGUGGUGUCCAUUUCUAGCCUCUGUAAAACGCCAUAUUCUGGGAAAUCACCAGCAGCAGCAGCAGCAGCAGCAGCAGAAGCAUUGAGUGAGAGCAGACUGCAGCUGCUGCCGUCACCCUCUGCCCACAGUGUUGCUGUCUGCCUGGCACAUUGCAUUGUCACUGCCUCACUGUUAAUGAUUCCUUUUCAGAGUCUGACCUCGAAUUGGAUUGCCCAGCUGAAGUCAUCCUAUACCCUUCUGGGCACUGCAGGGCUUCACCCUUGGCACUUGGGUCCAUCAGUGAGUAGCAUGUUGGAGAGUAGCUGUAAGGUGGUGAAAGAAGGACUUCUGGAGAAGAGGAGCGAUGGCUUGCUGCAGCUCUGGAAGAAGAAGAGGUGCCUGCUGACCGAGGAAGGGCUUCUGCUCAUUCCACCGAAACAGCUGGAGCAGCAGCAGCCUGGCACUCCAGCCGAACCGGCCAGGAUCAAAGAGCUGCAUUUCUCCAACAUGAAGACAGUGGACUGUGUGGAGAGGAAAGGCAAAUAUGUCUAUUUUACAGUAGUCAUGGCAGAGGGCCGGGAGAUUGAUUUUCGGUGUCCACAGGACGAGGGAUGGAAUGCAGAGAUCACUUUGCAGAUGGUACAAUAUAAGAAUAGACAAGCUAUCCUGGCUGUCAAGUCCACCAGGCAAAAGCAGCAGCACCUGGUCCAGCAACAUGGGCACCGCAUCAGGAGCGCUUCUAACUCUGCAUAACCCAGCAUCCUGACCAGCACUUCCAUCAGGUUCCAGGUUGAAUUAAGGACGCACUUUACUGGGUACAAGAAGUCUUUUGCUCAACUCUCCUAAUACAUUCAUAAAUUGACAUAUGACUAUGCUGGCCUAAGACCAUAUGCUGCAGCUGAAGACAUGCAGGAAUGUCUGCAGUUAUCUAUGGACCAUAGGAUGUACACUCGUGAUGGAAAACAUGUGUGGACACAAUGAAUCUUCAUUUUACUGUGUUCUAUUUAUUUCUUCCUUUCUUGCUAUGUGCCAAACAUGACUGUAUAAGGCGAUCAGCUCAGUGUAAUAAUGUCUAAUCUGCUCCACGUCUCGCUUGGCUUCUCCAUUCUCAAAGUGUUAAUGUAUCAAUGCUACACCUAAGACCAGGAUAUGCUGUAUUUCUUUCUCUAUCAGUACUAUGGAGGACACAGACAUUUUCUACUGAGAUUUACACCUCAAGUUAAACCACAUGAAAUAUUUAUUUUUCCAGCUGAAUAAACCUAAAAGACAGAGGAAGAUGAAAAUCAAACAGUAGGAUCCAAUGGUUCUGUUUGGUCAGGCUGAUAAUUCCCAUCUGAUGUUGUCUGACUUUGUGUUAUCAGCUGUGUUUGCAUCUUUUAGCCACUGUAUAUUUGUAGCCAGCCUCCAUUAUCUCUAUAAAGGCUGAGAGAACUUCACGGAUGACUAGUCCAUGUUUGCCUGUUUCAUGUUGAAAGUAGGUAAAAAGAGUAAAGCCUGAAUGUUGGUUCAGAGGCAGGUGUGACUUGUUAGAAACCUGCGAAAUAUACUCUUAUUUAUGGCUUGUCCAAUUACAAUGUAUUAGAAUGAAAAUAAUCAUCCUCUUAUUGAUAAGGUUUGACAAGAUCUGCUUAGGAAAUGAUACAUCUUAGUACUGUAGCCGAGGUCCCACAUUUUUUUAAAUAAUAAUAAUGAUGAAAUAUCUUUGGCACUAGUGCGCAAUACUAAAGCUAGGGGGCUACAUUCAUUGGGCCCAGGAGCCCCAAGUGGCUCCCAUUCCACAGGUUGAGGAACACUGAUCAUUAGGAGCUGGCAGACACCUCUGGCUGUGACUUAUCUCCCUGAAAAGGGGCGAACCUUUCAAAAUGAGGCCUGACUAUUAGUUGGGAGACCUUGGUACACAGAUGGUCAGUCAAUCCCACAGAAAUUGGGCAUUAUUAUCAUUAUUAAUGUAAUGAGUAUGUUUAGCUUCAGUAUUGAGAACCAACUGUGCAAUUGCACUGAGGCCAAAACAUGUUCCUUAGGGGUGGUGAUCAUAAUUAAGGAGGCUCUUAAAGGUGGUUCGAAUGAAAUGUUUAUGCUAUGUGGCCCUACAUUUGUAAACAAUUUCACCACUACAUCCUGAGAGAUUGGCUGCAGUGGGUUCGGAACAUCAUUAUGAGAAGAGGGACAGCGGGCCAUCAGGUUAACCAAGGGACUGGGGCUCAUCGGAGCAUCAGUGCUGGAGCAGGUGACAAGAGUACGUUGUAGUUUAUUAUUUUCUAACCCUAGCAGGCAGGAGUUAGUGUUUUAAUAAAACCAGAGAACCCUGUUAUCUCAGAAAACAUACUUGAAGAGAACAGGAUUAAACAUAAUUCCAGACUAAUUCUGUCAAUUCACAAGUUUGCAGGACAGAAAAAUGGCUGUUUUUGUGACUAAGACUGUGUUCACAUCAUGAUUUAACAGUACGUUGUACAUAUACAUUGGCAGCCUGUUAAAAUUGGAUACCGAUUUAUAUGUGCAUGUACUAAUACAGGGCUCACUGACUUUCAUGUAGUCAACUAGUUAUUAUGUUAUUAUGUUUGGGUCAUUUCCCAAAUAUUAAUGGGUAUUUCCCAGGAAUCAAAAGCGUAGCAAACCAUGGUGUUGAGUCCCAGAAAAUGUAUAUUUUUGGGACAAUAAAAUCAAUGGGUCCUGUCUCAGUACAUGCUUGAAUAAGUUUCCAUCCCAUUUUGAUAGGUUGCUGACAUAUAAAUCCAAUAUACUGUGAAAUAAUUAUGUGAAUCGUGUCUUAAUUGGGGAAAAUGUAUAUUCUCGACAUGAUUGUGGGUGUUCACAUUGGGGGGUGGGACCGUUGUUGAUCUCUGUUAUUAUUGUCGCUGCCACAUGCUGUUUUAUAACAUAUGAUAUAGUUCCCUGUACAAUCUCAAUAAGUCUUUUAAGGCUAUGUUCAAACUUGUGAUAACAUAGUGUACGCUAGUCUGAAUGUUAUUUAUGAUGCAUUCUAAUGACGGUGCAGUUCAUCUUGAUUCUGGUAUUUUUUACAUUGUCCUCUAUGGAGGAUAGAAGGCAUAACUGAUUGACAUUGUAUUUCAGUUAUGCUAAGCCGUAUGCUAUUUUAGCUCAAGUAUGAAAGCAACCUAAACACAAACAGUUGCCUAGGUUUUCUGGUGUGAAUGUGUCUGUAUCCAUCACCAUUUUACAGCCAAUCUUGAUCAGGUUCCAUUGAAGUACAGGUAUAUACCUUUUGAUAGAAUGAUUUGUACAGUAUCAGUUUGUAUGCCUAUUGUUACAGUUAAAGCCUGGCUUUGGAUACUUAUUUUUUGUUGAAGGGAGCUCGAUUAUUGGAUUGUUCUACCAGCAAUCCUGUGUAGAGAAAUAUUUAGGUGAAAUUUUACAAUUAUCAGAUCACCUUUAUAAUGUUUCUCUGUUUAAAAUGAAGUUUAAAUUUCAUUUUAUAAUUUUUUUUUGUACUUUUUUUUCAUAUUUGCUGCUUUAAGGCUUUGAAAUGUGUAUAAUGUUCUUGUAAAUAGAGGUUCAUUCUUUAAAUGGUGAUUUUUUUUUUUUGUAGGAAUAUGAAUUUUCUUUUAUUUGCAGAACUGUUUCUAACUAUAAAUCACCUGAACCAUGAAACCUUACAACACAUCUUUGAAACUUGCCAAGAAGCAGUCAAACACUGAGCCAUUUAGAAUGUCUCAAUUGGCAAAGGGCAGCAUUUCUGGACAGCACAUAUUUUCCGAUGAUGUAUCCCGUGUUAGUGUGUUACAGUGUUUUAAGGAAUGUGUUCAUACACUUGUUCAGUACUGAUCACCAGAUUAGUAGGUAAACAGCAUCAAAGCAUGAAUGUAGCUUUGUUUAUUAUGUGGGGUUCGGACAAGUGUCUUGGAUGUCACAGGUCUCUGGUUAAAGUGAUAAUAAUAGUUGCAAGCCAAAAAAGUCCCAUAAACUGUCUGGAUGGGAAUAUGAUCCUCUGGCCGAAUAUUAUGGCUAAGUUUCCACUUGUUUUUUUUCCUGGCCGUUUCUAGAAAACUGCCACUGCAGUUUUUGACCAAAGUCAGAAGUGGAGGCCUCCGAGCGCCACACAUCACCAGCGCCCAUGCCGUGAUACGGCAUCCCGUCAUCUGACUUCCAGACCCGACAGUCUCUGCUUUGGGGUGAGUGCACCUACGUGUUCUUUGGUUGUUCCAUAUUUGAUGCUUUACACUUGUGUACGUGCACCCCGCAGGAGACUUUGACAAAAGGUCACCGAGGAUAUAGCCCCUUUAGUGCUCUCCCCAUUUUCUUGUCUUGUUUUGUGGUAGACUUCUGGCUUUGGCUCAAAAACUGCAGUGGCAGUUUUCCUAAAACUGACAGAAAAAAACUUAGCCUAUGACACAUGUAUACAAUGAUUAUUAUCUAGACCAGAUAUACAGAAAGAGAGGUACAUUUUCAAGGCCUGUGCAAUGCAUCACGUCUCGGGUUUCUGAAUUUCCUUAUACAGUACUCUGUCGAUUCUAAUUAAAAUAAUAAAUCGAACACAAUGGGCCUCAUCUACUAAGGCUUUUCCGAGUAGAUUGUGUAGGGUUUUAUGUGUUGUGCGCCAGAAUUUCCGACAAAAAACUAUACACUAACUCUCCACUUUACUCAGAAUACCCAAAAAAGGGGCGUGGCCAUCUGCGAAAAAGGGACAUGUCUCCAAAAAACCUACAUUUAUGAAAAAUAAAAAAAAAACUACAAAUUUAUUAAGGUUUCCACAUAAAAUGUGGCGGAUUUGAGCUCUUGAAAACCCAACAGCUCAGAGCAUGUGUAUAAAAAGCAAAAAGUAGGGAAAAUCGCCAACUACAAGAUACAGUAGUAAAUACCAUGGAAAAAUACCUGUCGGGGAAAAAAAAAACACAAAGAAAACUUGACUCCACUCUUAGUAAAUGAGGGCCAAUAUGAUAAACAUGUUCUGAGAUACAAAGAUAAUAGUACCAUCUUUGGAUGCCGAGGGGAGAAGCACAAUUAAAAUUUUGGCUGCCCUUGUUGAAGAUUACUGGUGUUUAAGAGGAAUAUGUGCAAGAGGCGGCGUGUAAAUGCUUUUUUAUGAUGAUGUCUCUGUACAAUCAGGUAUUCUGUGAGAUUCUGUGCUGUUCUGUUUCUUUCUAUUCAUAUUAUGCAAAUGAUGAGGAUAUGCAAAUGAGAGAAUCUUAAAGCUGCAAUCAUCUGCCAAAUGUUUCAUCGUGUCACCUACUGUGAAAAAAGAGACAAUGCUGUUGCCGCUUUGUGUGUGUAAAUAGUACUCAUGAUAUCUGAGAGAUGUGAUUUAUUUUUUAAAAGACAUUCCAUUUCAAAUAAACUUCCAAUGGAAAUGAC
Molecule: messenger RNA, 5325 nt
Organism: Hyla sarda
Lineage: Eukaryota; Metazoa; Chordata; Amphibia; Anura; Hylidae
Gene: PHLDA1
Product: pleckstrin homology like domain family A member 1
Exons: 2
Coding region: 16-768 (250 amino acids)
Biological process (GO): positive regulation of apoptotic process
Molecular function (GO): phosphatidylinositol phosphate binding
Source: RefSeq, a predicted model, not a curated record